AUGCUUCGCCAGGUUAACAAAUUGAAGUUGUUUUGGAUAUUAUGUUGCCUCGGAGGAUUCUUAUACCAAGCUUGGUCCUUUCUAGAAAUAUAUUUAGCAUUCGAAACUGUGGUAGAUGUAGAGAUUUUUCAUCCCGAAUCUAUUGAGAUGCCGGCAUUUACUUUUUGUAGUUGGAACGGUAUACGAAAAUCAAAAUAUUGCGAAAAGUUUCCUGAUAGAUGCAAUGGAAACGAUACCAUUAUUAGCGUGUGCUCUACGUAUCCAUCUAUGUGCAAGUAUGGGGCUUCACAAAAUUUGCACCUAUCGAAGAGAAUAGCCGAAUACGAAAAAAUGGAACACGAAGCUUCUAGAGAGAUAAUGAAAGAGUUUGGACAUCAAAAAUCUAUCAUUAAUGAUUGCGAUUAUUCUUGGAAGAGUAAAACUUCUUGCAAGAAACUUCGUUAUCAAUACGGAGUGUCUUUCGAAGGACCGAGAAAUUGUUAUACUAGCAAUAGCAGAAUUUGGAAGAAUUUAACAGAACCAGAAAUGAUUCCCGUUCUUCAAGGAAGUAACGUGAAGAAUAAAUAUGCCAAGAUGAAUUAUUUCAUCUCGUUUGAUCCAGAAGAAUAUAUGGUACCCGAACGUCAAAUUGCCACACAAUUCGACAUUCAUCCAGCUGACGAAUUAGUUGACCCUUUUAGAACUGGCAUUAGUUUGUUUCCUGGAUAUAAUUAUCAAAUUUUAAUGAGUGUAUCAGAAAUUCAUCUUUUACCGUAUCCGUAUAACACUGAUUGCUUUAAUUAUACAAAAGACUAUUUAGAGAAGAAAGGAACUACACCUUGGAGAAGAAGUAUGUGCAUGGAGAAAUGUUACGUUGAUGUGUAUAUUAAAAAGUGUAACUGUGUCCCAACCGACAUGAAAUAUGUUCACGACACACAAUACUGUAAUUUCAGCUCUUAUGGCUGUACCGAAGAAUUUGACGUUACAGAAUGCUUGAAGAAAUGCAAAAAGGAUUGCAGAAUUAUAAAGUAUGAUUAUGAAGUUAAAAAGGUGCCAUUAUUACCUAUUGUGAAGUACUUUCUGACCGAUCCAGCUCUUAAAGGCUUACAUAAGUUCACAUACGUUACCGUUACACUGAAGCAAGAAGACGUUAUUGUUUUUAAUCACAAGCCGAAAUACGAGAAGAUCGAAUUAUUUAGUUACGUUGGUGGAUUCUUGGGAAUGUGGCUGGGAUUUUCUUUAGUUACAAUUAGUGAAGUGGUGAAACACUUCUUUGUUGCUAGAAAAUAUUUUAAACGUAACAACUCCAUGAAAUUAAUGAAACAUCGAACAAGAAUUUCUGUUAUUUAUCCUAAAGAUUAUAAAUUUUAA
Messenger RNA from Centruroides sculpturatus (bark scorpion), 1350 nucleotides. Its product is annotated as amiloride-sensitive sodium channel subunit gamma-like. Gene Ontology annotation, cellular component: membrane. The transcript is spliced from 12 exons. The coding region runs from base 1 to 1350 and encodes 449 amino acids. Lineage: Eukaryota; Metazoa; Arthropoda; Arachnida; Scorpiones; Buthidae. Gene Ontology annotation, biological process: sodium ion transmembrane transport. The record is from RefSeq and is a predicted model, not a curated record. Gene Ontology annotation, molecular function: ligand-gated sodium channel activity.